Molecule: messenger RNA, 6631 nt
Organism: Porites evermanni
Lineage: Eukaryota; Metazoa; Cnidaria; Anthozoa; Scleractinia; Poritidae
Source: the annotation of a GenBank genome assembly
AUGAAAACAGACACAUCAACUGACACGACACGAGGCUCAUGGCCUUCAGGUAUACAAAUCAGUAUUUGGUUAGUUAAAUGAUAAAAUUUUGUCGAGUGUGAUAUUAAUUUGAUAUCACUGCUCAACAUUUCAUAUCAGGGACUUAAGGCCCCGUCACACGUAUCCGUAUUUGUUUGAAAAUGGAUAUUGUUUUUCCCGCCGCCACCUUGUAGGAUCUUAAAGUUCCGAUUAAGUCAUGUUCUGAUUGACUUCCCUCCGUAGAAAACUAACCCAUGGUGCUAAGCUACUAACUUCAGAGACAAGUUUUGAUCCAGUCCGAAACGUAAACGUAGUCACACUGCAGCGCAAAUGAAUCCAAGCUGAAAUGGGUGGCACAGAGUUUGAUAUUUUCUUUGAGAACCAGAGAAUUUUCCCCUGCAAAAUGGAGAAUCAGUUGAAGAUGACUCUUUUGAAGAAUGAGUUAUAGCUGUCCGUAAAGGAAUACCGUUCGUUUUAUGGGGCUGUCCCUAAGAAAAAAUAUACUAUUUCAAAGUCAGGACGAACUGACUAGACCUUGUUUGUUGUUGCUCUUUCAAAAGUGGACAUAAUCAUGCCUUCAUGUACUCUUUAUUUCAAACAAAACAAAAGAUCAAAUCAUAUUUCAAAUUCAAUUCAAAGUAGACAGACUGCAAAUUAUAGUAGUUGCUAAUAAAUAUAUCUACGUGUCCCAAAAAAUGCGUGCAAUUCCACAAUUGGUUUCGGCUCCAUUAAAUCCUAUACCAAUUGCAGAACAUUUUAGGAGGAGCCACCCACCGUGUGAGCACAGUAGCGGACAACACAUAUAACAACAAAGCAUUGAAGGUAAUAAGAACUAUAGCAGCCAAACCUCUCCUACAGCAAAAAUAAAAAAUUCUGCAGAGGACACAUGCCUCAGUAAAUGUCCCUGUUACGUGUAUCACUUCAGAAGGUGUGCUCGUUAGCAAAUGACGGUGCGAUUGUACCAAUGCUCACCAGGAGCCGAUUCUGUGUUCGCCUAUUGGAAUCCGGUCAAUCCGAUGAAAAGCUAAAGGCUUACUCAUAUUGUGCAUCUUAUCUUCAGGUAAAUACUGCAUUUACAAAAAAGGUGGUUCCUGUCCAAUCAACCUCACAUCAGGAUAUAUCAAAUGGGACGAUGAAGACCAUAAUAACAGUAACAACAAAACCGGGACACUUCCUGAUGGUGUAUAUGACCAUAAUACAAAGAUUGAAUUUUGCUGCAGAACAGAUGGAGACAAAAACAAUCCCAUCUCCCUUCCAACCCUCAAGCCAUUUUUCCUGCUAGCUUUUGAUUCCGCUGAAUGUCAGCAGGUGAAAUGGGCGAUAGUCAGUGUGGAGUGGAUACGGUUUGAUAAUGAAGAUACUGGUAACGCAGACGACCAAGGAGGGUCGCAUCCACAUGGUGCUGGAAUUGAUAAUCACAAAAUUCAUUACUGUUAUUAUCAGGGUAAGAAAAUUGAAGUACUGAAUCGAAUAUUUCAUCAUCUGUCCUACUCAGUGUUUCAGGGUUUUUCUUAGUGUAGAACGAUUUGCUCACAUGGGCUUAUGAUUCUUAGGUUACAUAACCUUCAUUUUAAAUAAGCUGGAACCGCUGGAGAUUUGAUUAGAAUGGCAAUAGACCUCUUUGGCUUCAGUUGUAUGUUUUGAUUUCCCAGUGUAGGUCAUGUGAUAGUACUCUUGAGAACUCUUCAAUCAAAUUUCGUCUUCCACCGGUGCAUAUCUACACAUGAUUUAUAAAGAGACAAAGGAGCGAAAUCCCCUGAGAUCAAAACAUAGAAGCUAAAGAGUCUAUUGUAUUUAAACCUACUUUUGAAAUGUAAAAACUCUUAUUUCCCCUUAUAAAACUGUUAUGGCUCUAUUCUUUUUAAAGAAAAUAAUGUAUGAACCAUGAAUAAUCGAAAACAACGUAAACAACUUAAACUUAAAGAAAAGAAAGAAAACUCUGGUAAAAUGAUUACUUCUAGUUUCUUCAAAACAUUAUUAAAGUUCGACUUUCAUUGUUAAGAACGCAUUUAUUAGUGCGGAUUAAACAAUAACUACCUUUUUAGUCACGAACAAAGAGUUUUACACCGGAAUUUUUUUUUCUUAAAAGAAGGAAAUCAGAAAAAAAACUAGAUUUAGAUACAGGGAAGUCGUCCGAAGGCAACUCAACCACAAGCCAAGUAUUUUGUGAUCCUUAUUUUCCAGGCUGCAACGAAACUCUGACUGAAUUGAACGGCACUUUCCACUCACCGAACUAUCCAAACAGAUACCCGGAUGGACAGUACUGCUCCUGGAGGAUCACAGUCAGCCCAGCCCAACAAAUCCAUUUAACUUUCACAGCCUUUAAUCUGCAAAACGAAAAUAACACGGACGCAUUAUAUGUGUAUGAUGGAGAAAAUUCCACAGGGGAGGUGCUGGGAGUAUUUUAUGGCAGUCACACUCCCCCGUUCGGAGGAAUUAACUCCUCGUCAAACCAAAUGUUUUUAAUAUUCAAAUCAGAUAAGAAUAUCUCUUACACCGGCUUCAGUGCCUUGUACAAAGCUGUGGAUUGUUUAGGUAAUCACUGCAACCCAUCCUCUCAAACUUCAAAAUUAACACCGUCUCUCACUAUGCCAUAUUCUUUCGGAACGAGGAUGUUCUCAUCUGACACAAAGCUAACAAGAAACUCUUCCAUAAGAAGACUUAUCACGACAUCACAGAAAAUCGAUUCUCCAAUGACGUCGAACAAAAUUUCGACAUCCAAAGGAGUUCUGAUGGUGGCGUCAUUACCUGUUACCAAAAUGUCGACGGGGUUUUCUGCUCCUGGAAAGUCGGUGAUGACGACAACAAAAGCACGACCAUUUGUUGUCUCUUCCACCAGAAAACCAAUCGUUACAUCAAUAUCAACAGAGUUGGUACCCACAUCAUGUAAAAUACAACUGGCAUCUUCGUCUUCUGUAACACGACCGGUGCUUACAUCAGGUAUGAAGCUAUUUAAUGCUGUUAACUAACGAAAGGUAAAACGCAAAUGCAAAAAAAAUGAAUAAAUAAACCCUGGGCUAACGUCCUCUUUGCUUAACUUCACUGUCAUUAUAAGAAAACCUCGGAGUUCACUUCCGGUUUGUCUCUCAUUUACUUGCCUUUUUAGGAUCCAUCUAUUGGCCAGCUGGUUCAUACGGGAUACCCAAAGCUGCAUCAGGGUGUCCAGGUGCUAAUGGAUUUCAGUGGCUCAUUGGGAGGAGAUAUCAGGAUACCGAAGAUAGCAAUCCUAACAACCAUAAAUCAUCGCAAUUCCAUCUUGACGCAACUGUGGACAGCAAAAGGGGCAUUAUCCGCUCUUUCUGUAUGAAAACAGACACAUCAACUGAUAUUACACGCGGCUCAUGGCCUCCAGGUACAAAGUUAAUUCACCGUAAAAGAACGCGGACGUUGCGCUCAUGUUAGAUCCCCUGUCUCUAUCUGUGCUUCAUUUACGUUAAAGCUACUUUACAAAACACAAUUGGGAAUUCAUCAUUUUAACAAAAACCAUAUUGAAGCUUGUUUACCCUCCAAAAUUUUACAUCACCGUUAUCUUCGAUUUCUCUUUAGACGACUGUGAUACCCAGCAAAAAAACUAAAAUUUGGGAACGAGGGGUACACAAAGUGCAUUUUGGUCAUCGAAAAUGAUGAAUUGACUUCGGGAUUCCUAACAAGUAAGGCAGCGCACUAAAAUUAUUCAAUAAAACGCUAAAGAGUAUUAAUACCUUUCUUUUGCAUGGAAUAUUCAGGUAAAUACUGCAUUUACAAGAAAGGGGGUUACUGUCCAAUCAAUCUCACAUCAGGAUACAUCAGAUGGGACGAUGAGGACAAUAACAACAAAAACAACAAAACCGGGACACUUCCUGAUGGCGUAUACGAUCGCAACACAAAGAUUGAAUUUUGUUGUAGAACAGAUGGAAAUAAAAACAAUCCCAUCUCCCUCCCCACCCUCAAGCCAUUUUUCCUGCUAGCUUAUGAUUCCGCUGAAUGCCAGCAUGUGAAAUGGGCGGUAGUCAGUGUGGAGUGGAUACGGUUUGAUAAUGAAGAUUCUAGUAACGCAGACGACCAAGGAGGGUCGCAUCCACAUGGUGCUGGAAUUGAUAAUCACAAAAUUCAUUACUGUUACUAUCAGGGUAAGUGAAUUGAAGUACUGAAUGCACUACGUCUUCAUCUGUCCAAUACUGAAUCCAGUACUCUCCAAUAUUGUCCAAUACUGAAUCUGUCCAUACUGAAUACAGUAUGUCUUCAUCUGUCCUAUUCAAUGAAGGGCACCUUUUAAUAGCAAUCGAUUCGCUCACGGGGCUUUAAAUUCUUUGGCUACAUAACCUUCAGAGAUUUGAUUAGGAUGACAAUUGCAUUUAAGAAACGGUCCUGAUAAGAACGAUAGCAACAACGGCAACGAACAUUUUGGAAUGCAAAAAAAGUGCUGACUUUUCUAUUGUCUGUACUUACUUCUGAUUGACUCAAACAGCAAAAGUUAACAAAACUUCAUAAAGCCUUACAUAUAUCCAUCCUUACUUUCCAACCAUCUUCCAUAUAACAAAAUCUGGUCUCAGUUUGAAUAACAAAGAAAUCCUAUGUGGGGAACAUGUAAAAUUGUAAACUUUUCUUGGCUAUUGUUUUCAAUUGUUGUGAUUGGUCAAAAUCUUUUAACACAAAAAAACACCCUUUCAAAGUGGAGUGUAAAUGCAUUUUAUUACGUAAACGGCCUUCAUGUAGGUUUAUGCAUUCUCUGUGUAAAAAUGAGAACAUUCCUAUGUGGGGAAAGCACCGUUGCCGCAUAACAAAAGAAAUUGCUAUCCGCCUUAUCCGGAUCAUUUCUUAAUUUGACUAAUGUUAACCAACGUUUGGAGUUUAGCAACUCCUUGUUUACGCUUAAAAGACUUAAAACUGUUGCGACUUCAUCGUUUUUUAGAAAGAUAAUUUUCAUUGAAGCUUGGCUAAGUUGAAACCAAUGUAAACAGAAAAAAACUCUUGUAAUGUGGACUUUUUCUCAUAGCCUCUUUUAAAACAUCAAAUUCCGACUCUCAUCGUUACGAUCUUCCUCAUUGGUCCACUACAAUAGUUCAAGCUUUGCUCGUCGAAACUUUGUUCUUCAUGAACAAAGGAUAUUACAUUGGAUAUUAUUUUUCUAAGAGAAAGAAAAAUGAACAACAGAAGUGGAAAGCGAUGGGUUAGACUAAAGAUUUAGAUGUAGGGAUCAGAACGCAACGCAACCGCAAAUCAGUAUUUUUUUAUCUUUUUUUCUCCAGGAUGCAACGAAACUCUAACUGCAUUAAAAGGCACCUUCCAUUCCCCGAACUAUCCCAACAAAUACCCAGACGGACAGUACUGCUCCUGGAGGAUCACAGUCAGCUCAGCCCAACAAAUCCACUUAACGUUCAUAGCCUUUAAUCUGCAAAACGAAAAUAACACGGACGCUUUGUAUGUGUAUGAUGGAGAAAAUUCCACAGGGGAGGUGCUAGGAGUGUUUUAUGGAAACCACACUCCCCCAAUAGAAGGAAUCAACUCCUCGUCGAACCAAAUGUUUUUAAUAUUCAAAUCAGAUAAGAGUAUCUCUUACACCGGCUUUAGUGCCUUGUACAAAGCCGUGGACUGUUUAGGUAAUCACUGCAACCCAUCCUCUCAAACUUCAAAAUUAACACCGUCUCUCAUUAUGCCAUAUUCUUUCGGAACGACGAUGUUCUCAUCUGACACAAAAAUGACAAAAAAAUCUUCCAUAAGAAGGCUUAUCACGACAUCACAGAAAAUCGAUUCUCCAAUGACGUCGAACAAAAUUUCGACAUCCAAAGGAGUUCUGAUGGUGACGUCAUUAUCUGUUACCCAAAUAUCGACGUGGUUUUGUGGUGAAAAGUCGGUGAUGAUGAUGACAUCAAAAGCACGACCAUUUGUUGUCUCUUCCACCAGAAAAGUAAUCGCUACGUCAAUAUCAACAGAGCUGGUACCCACAUCAUCUAAAAUACAACUGGCAUCUUCGUCUUCUGUAACAGGACCGGUGUUUACAUCAGGUAUGAAGCUAUUUAAUGAUGUUAACUAACGAAAGGCAAAACACAAAUGCAAAAAUAUGAAUAAAUAAAUCCUGGGCCAACGUCCCCUUUGCUUAACUUCACUCUCGUUAUAAGAAAACCUUGGAGUUCUCAAACACUCGGGUUUCCUCAAGAACCUCUGGAUUUUCAAAAAGCUCGUCGGUCCUACUGCUUAUCGAAUAAUUGACGAAAGUGCUUUUAGGACAACCUAUUCCUUAGACCCACGGUUCUCGGCUUGGUCAUACCGUGAGCUGUGACGUCAUAGAGAAAGAUCCAUCCUUUCCCAGAUUUCGCGGACAACGGUGCAAUAAAGAACGCUUAAGGACGAGGCUGCUUUUAGGAUAAUUUAAGUAUUACUUCGUACUUCAUAACCGUUGAUAAAAUUAAUGUCAUGCGUGUUAAAGUAAUUUUUAAUAAUACCAAAUGAAUGACAAUUCGAAAUUCACUUCCGGUUUGUCUCUCAUUUACUUGCCCUUUUAGGAUCCAUCCAUUGGCCAGCUGGUUCAUACGGGAUACCCAAAGCUGCAUCCGGGUGUCCAGGUGCUAAUGGAUUUCAGUGGCUCAUUGGGAGGAGAUAUCAGGAUACCGAAGAUAGCAAUCCUAACAACUGA